CUCUCUUUCUCUCUCUCUCUGUUUGGUUGAUGUGCACGAGCCUCUGACUCGCCUCGUGCCGUCACACUGUUAUUCUCACGCGCUGUUGCUGCUCACUGUUGCACUUUUUUAAUGCUGAUAUCGACACCGAUAUUCAGUCUCAGCAUCAAUUUUUGGACUUAAUCAUUUUUCCUCCGUAUCGUCUUUUAAGGAGAGGACGGGUUCGAGUCCACGAGUAGGAGAAAGAGCGGGAAACACAGCUGAGACUGGAACAAACUACUACAAACAGUGAGUAUUAUGGUCAUUCAUUAAAAAUGAAGUUUAGAUAAAAAACUGUUGCUUAUUGUUUGCUUGGUUGAUUUGAAGGUGGUGUCUGAGCUCUGAAGGAUUGUUGAGACCUGAUGUGGAGUAUUUUAAAGAUACUGUAAGGAGUUUUUUGAUGGUUAUGAAGCAGACUGAAUCAACACUGAUGACUCUAAACGGGGCAAACACUCAAAGAUAAUAAAGCUGUUUUUGUCCUGAUUUCCCCCCUCCCGACCAAGGACAACAAUCGGAAGAUUAUCUUACGUCUUCUGAGAUUAUCAUCUAAGAUUAUCCUGUGGUCUGAGGUGUAUUAAGAGUGAAUUUACCACGAUAAUUGGGUCUGAAACGGGCCGACAAUCUUAAUUAUUAAACUUGUUCAAUAUUUACGACCCAAAUCCUUUACGUGUGUCGGGAAAGCCGAGGACUUCUGAGUCAUGACUCUGUGAAUUGUCACGUGAAAAGGAAUCUAGCCAAUCAAGAAGCCUGCUCUGUCAUUUAUCUGUCAACAUAAUACAAACGAAUGGCUUAAACACAAUUUAAUGUGCACAAUGUCUCUUUCUUGAUGGCUGCCAGAUUAAUUCGUUUACUGGGAUAAUCACACCAGCCAUUAGCUUAAUUCGAGAACAACUCACCUCUAGCUCGCUCAGUAGACUAUAAACGACUAAUUAUGUUGCGCUUUGUGUUUCCCAGUUGUUGCUACAUUUCUUCUUCUUCGUUUUUGUUAGAUCAUGUUUUAUCACGCAAGAUUUCUAUCUUGGAGGACUAGAUUCUAGAUCUAGGUGCUGAUUCGGUAGUUGAUAACCAAACAGUGAUAGUGUAAAUUUAGAGGAGUGGUCCUGGUUCUGCUGGUUACCACGGCCUAAAAACAGCAGAUAUACGAUGAAGAAGUGGCCUAACAGGAGCUCCCUGGAGAUGGUAAACUACCUUAGCAGGCUGCCAGUUUGCGCCUACAGCCUUGCCGACCACCACCACACAACACUCACAAUCAUACACCAGUGGAGGACACACACUGGGAGCAAGGCGGGUUAAGUGUCUUGCCCAAGGACACAAUGGACAGACUCGGGAUAGGGGGGGAAUCAAACCGCCAACCUUCCAGUUAUUGAACGACCGCUCUAUUGGCCUUAUUUCAGUGGUUCUCAACAAUUUAAGACAUGACCCCAAGAGUGACAUCGUAGGUGUUUGCAUCAUCAACUCCUAUACUUGAAGCACAGGGGAUUACUCUGUGACUUUGGAGCCAGGACCAGAAAUCUUGGAUCGCAUCCCUAGGACCCUUGAGUUGUUGAAGCUGCCAGGGUUAGAGUUUCAGUUCAUCUAUAAAAAGGCAGAUCUUGGUAAUCCAUGUAAAUAUAAUCUUAAUACAUCUUUCUUCUCUCAACAACAACCUGGCGACCCCAAAUAAGGGCAAGACCAAAGGUUGAGACUAUAAACUCCAUCCAUAAAAAUGUUUCCCUGAGCUGAUGGAUCUAAAUCAUCCGUUUCCAGUCCAAAUGAGUUCAUACUUUCUGAUCUCUCUUGUACAUUUCCUAAUAAAUGAUUUUAAAUCUAACGUCCAACCUUUUUCAAGAAUCUUGUCCUGAUUCCAGUAGGAGUUUGAGGCUGUUUCAGAAACAUUAGGCUUGAGUUUUCUCUCCUCCUCUCCAGAUUUCUCCUGAUUUUAACCUCAGACUCCCAGACCUUUUCCCCCCGCCGUCACCAUGAGUGCAUGCAGCAGGAAGGCUUUGACUUUGCUGAGCAGCGUCUUCGCAAUCAGCGGGCUGGGGCUGCUGGGAGUGGCGGUCAGCACCGACUACUGGCUGUACCUGGAGGAGGGCGUCAUCAUGCCCUUAAACCAGAGCACCGACAUCAAGACCUCGCUGCACUCCGGCCUCUGGAGAGUCUGCUUCCUCGUCGGUAACCAGACGUGUGAAUGUGGUUUCUCUGAGCUCCUGCAGUUUGACAGUCAGUGUGUGAAUCGGUUUGUGUCACAUGACGAAGAAAGAUAGUCAGUUUUUCUGACACAAGUACUGAGUGAGCAUGAGAGUGAAUGUGUGUGUGUGAGAGAGAGAGAGUGACUGUGAUUUGUGUGGAAUACAAGAGGCAGAGAGCGCCAGAGAAAUGCAAAUUGUCUCUUUAUUUUUAUCCUUUCUUGGCGUAAUAGUCUUCGGUUUUUGCUCGCUUACUCUUGGCUCUGUUAUUUGGUUCAUUUUCACAUUUUCUGCUCAUUCUGAGCCGAGUUUUACCCUUUUUUUCCUGCCAUAUAUCAGCCUGACUGUACCCUCCCACUGCCAAAGAAGUUUGGAUGCAGUGUAAAAUGUGACAGUUUGCAAAUCCUUAAAACCCUAUAAUUAACCGUAAGUAGAGUAAAGACAGCAUAUCAGUGUCAAAACCAAACAAAUUUGUUAAUUUUGUGAAAAAUUUUAACUUAUUUUAAAAUUUGGUGCCAGCAAUCACCGUGUAAAAGUUUAGGAGAAACUCAGGAGAGCAGUUCUGAACUUUUACGAAUGAUUCAUCAGACCAAACGACGGUUUUCCACUUCAUCUCUGUCGGUCUUAAAAAGGCACAGGGCCGGAGAAGUUUCUAGAUCAUGGUUCAAUUUUUUUAAGAUAUAUCUUUGGGUAUUUUUUUUUAUUUUUUAGAAAUCAAAGCAAAGGGAUUGAGGGUGGAAAUCAAACAUGCAAUCGCUGCAGAGGACUACAACCUCUAAAUGUGGGUCCUGUGAGCCGCUAGACCAUGAGCAAGCGACAAAGUGUGCUUUCUCAUGCAGUGAUUUCCACUACAGAGUCACUUUUUCACAGUUUCAUGUUUCUGAAACAAUCAAAAUUCGUAUAGGUAAUUUACACAGCAUGGUUUUCUGAAUGGAGUUGUUGUAUCUGUGUCACAGUCCAGAGUUAAACAAAAAGGGAAAGGACCCAAGAUGCAGAACAGAAAAAUGUUUUUAUUUUAAAAUGAAUGAAAUAAAAAAGACAACAAAAAGAGGCGUACGCUCACAGACAGACAUACAAUGAACCAACCAGGACAGAGGGGAAGACGGGGACGAUAUACACAGAGGGAAACGAGCAACAUGUGAGGCAGACGAGACACAGGUGAGACUCAUGAGUGAUUAACGAAGGAGGGAAACUAGGGAAGUAAAACCAGAAUCAACUACUACAAAAUAAAACAGGAAACACUGAAAACUGAUCUAAAGAAUAAAACACAGAGAAGAGGAGGGAAAAAGGGUCAAAGACAAACUGAAAACUCACAAGACUGGACUACAGGAGAACAGAAACAACACAGAAAAUAAACUCAAAUAACAAAACCAGUGAAAAACUACAUCAGAAGAACAGAUCAUGACAGUCUGACUCCUUCUUAGUGCCUCUGUGUCCUCUUUCUUCAGGUGAGGAGUCCGGUCGCUGCUUCACCAUCGCGUACAUCAUGCCCAUGAACGUCCAGCUGACGUCAGAGUCCACCGUGAACAUGCUCAGUGAGUAUCAGCGAAAAAGCAGCCGGUUGUAUCUUUACGGCCGAAACCCUUUUUUCUCUGAUAAUAACGAGGAAUGUUAUCUGAACGUAACCAGACAGUGGAGUCUGACUCAUCGGAGCCCUCGUGUUGUUGUCCCGCUCCUCUCCAGAAUACUUAUAGCCCUCUCACAGCCGGUUCACCUCAGAAGUCCUUCAGAGUGGCUGAGAGACCUCGCUUUACUACAGGAUGAGUCAGUGUAAUAAGCGCUGAUAUUUAACUCCAUUCACCGAUUGGAUGACGUUCAAGUGUUUCAGUUUUAUCUUUGUCCCAAGGUUAAUCGACUGUAGCUCUAAACAAAACCAACAAAAGGCCUCAUAGUUCCUCUUAUUUCAUCGUUUCAGAGAUGAUCCGCUCAGCCACUCCGUUCCCGCUGGUCAGCCUCUUCUUCAUGUUCAUCGGCUUCAUCCUCAACAACAUCGGACACGUACGACCUCACCGCACCAUCCUGGCGUUUGUCUCUGGGAUCUUCUUCAUCCUCUCGGGUACAUCAAAAUUUCCCCUCCUUUAUCUCUCGUCUCUGCAUCUGUCUUUUCUCUCAUACUUCCUAUCAUUUUUCCCUCCGUCUGUCAGGUCUGGCUCUGGUGGUGGGUCUGGUGCUGUACAUCUCCAGUAUAAAUGACGAAAUGCUGAACAGGACGAAGAGCAGUGAAGCUUAUGUGAGCUACAAGUACGGCUGGUCCUUUGCCUUCGCUGCCAUCUCCUUCCUUCUCACUGAGGUAAGACGGCAACAAAUUCUGCAAGUUACAGCUACUAAGAUCUGAAGAAUUGUAUUAGCCUACAGAGAAAUAUCUGAUCUAGCAUUAUUGAAGUUGAAGCGCCAAAAAGGUUCUUAGGUGGGUAGUUGGGGUUCCUUCUGGGAGGAACUUUUGAGGUAGGGACUUGCAGCGAGCGUGCACGCAUUCAGAGGACUCUUCGGCCCAGUCCCAAACUCGCCCUUCACUACCGAGUGUCACUCAUAAUGAAGUUACACUCCAAGCUGUGGAGUGUGUCUCAAUUUAAAUAGGAGGGUAUAAACAAGUUGGGCAGGUAUGGGACGACCUCCUCACUCCACUGGAAAAUGGAAAGAUCCAUCGCCAUAGCAACACAAAGACGCAUCCUGUGCAUGGCAGCGUUUCUUUUCUUAGUAACGGGCAUCAUGUUCAGUUCUGAGCCGCACAUUCAAAUCAUAAAUCCAGUAACCGUUACAGUGACAGGAGCUUUGGACCCCUUUACUAUUUGACAUGUGACCCUAAAUUAAUUUAACGCUGGAAUAUCCCUUUAAAUGACGCAUAUAUGGGUGUUUAUUUCUUUUAUACAUAUCAAUCUGUUGUUUUUAGAAGUUGUCAUGGUGAAGAACCGAAGCGCAUUGGACUGAAAGGCUUAUUAAUUCAUUAUUGAGUGUGUGUUUGUGUUUUAAUUGAAUUCACCUGAGUACAUCAGGAAAAGUGAGUGUCCAGCACCCUCUAGUGGUCAAAGUGCUGAAAUGCAAAUGUCAUUGUUUAAAUCUUACAAAAACCAAAUGUUGCUGUCCUGCAGUACAGUAUAAAUAUUUUACUUUGAUAUAUAUUCUCAUGUGUGUCUGUAUUCUCUCCGCAGAGUGCAGGCGUCAUGUCUGUCUACCUGUUCAUGAAGCGUUACACAGCGGAGGAGAUCUACCAGCCUCAACACCCCAGCUUCUACCGCCCCCGCCUCAGCAACUGCUCCGACCACUCGAGUCAGUUCCUCCACCCGGAGGCCUGGUCACGCGGGCGAAGUCCCUCUGACAUCUCCAGCGACGCUUCUCUCCAAAUGAGCACCAGCUACCCCGCUCUCCUCAAAUGUCCCGACUACGAUCAGGUGUCCUCCUCGCCCUGCUGAGGGGUCAGGGAGGUCGCCAAGGAUGGCCUGCUGAGGACAGAGUUUAUUAUCUAAUGAAAGAAAAAAUGGCGGACAUAUGUGCAGCUGUGGCCUCACUGAGGCCCACUGACUCUGAAAAUAAGACCUGCUGAGCUGCCUGUGGAGGUUCGGGGUCAGAGAUGCUUUUGGGGAAUUUGUUAUCCUUGUAGAUCCUGCAUUUUUUCUAGAUCAAGACGAGGUUUUAAAAUGUACAGGGUUAUCGUAUUUUUCCGAUGAUUAUAAAAUCAGGGAGACAGUAGCUCACCUCUGAACUUCAUCUCUUUUUUGUGUUUAUCUGUAUCACUGCAGUCUGUGCUCUAGCGCCUCAUAGAUGUUUCUGUCUGUGGAUCAUUUUGCGUUUUCAGUGAAAAAAUAAAUAAACGCUUCUUACGGGACAGACGUUCAAAUAUGACCUUGUCAGUCUCAGUGAGGUUAAAAACAAGACUAUAACACUGCGGCGUGGUGUGGUGUGGUGUGGUGUGGUGUGGUGUGGGCAUGGUAUGCAGUGACAUGGUGUGGUUUGGGAGGUUGGACAUGGUAUUACAUGGUGGGACAUGGCUUGGAGUAGAAAGACAAGACUUGACAUGGAGCACUGUGGUGUUGCAUGGAGUUGCAGGCAUGGCAUGGCGUGGACAUGGUAUGUAGUGACAUGGUGUGAUGCGGGGGGCUGGGCAUGGUAUGUUGUGGUGGGACACAGCUUGGAGCACAAUAACAAGACAAGACUUGACAUGGAGCGCUGUGGUGUUGCAUGGAGUUGCACAGCAUUGCGUGGUGUGUGGAGUGGCAUUGCGUGACAUGUAAAGUGGCAUGGAGUGGUCUGGUGAUCUUGGAGUGUCAGGUAGCAGUGCUGUGGUGUUGCAUGGAGUUGCAUUGCGUGGCAUUCCACGGCAAUGCGUGACGUGACCUGACCUGGGGGCACAUGACGGACCUCACGCAAGGUUUUGCUGUCAGGCAUGAUGUGAAUUAGUUAAUGCCAUUACAUAUAACGAUGUAACAUAAUGUAACAUAGGACCUUACCUAUUAUAACAUGACAUGUUUUAGGGUCAUGUGAUGUUACUUACUGUAAAUCACCUGAUGUGACGUAUCCUGCUGUGAUGUAACAGCACGUCUAAUAAAGUAACAUGACAUCCUGUAACACACUGUAACGUUACAUGAAGUCACACAGUGUAAAGUAA
Messenger RNA from Xyrichtys novacula (pearly razorfish), 6789 nucleotides. The record is from the annotation of a GenBank genome assembly. Lineage: Eukaryota; Metazoa; Chordata; Actinopteri; Labriformes; Labridae.